AUGUCCGCCAAGCACUUCAUCAACGAUCCCACCCUCCUGGUGAACUCGGCACUGGAGUCACUGACCUACACCAACCCGACGGUAGCUCUGGACGCCGAGAACAAGAUUAUCUACCUGCGACCCCAGGAUGGCGUCUCCUCGCAAGUAUCCAUCAUCAGCGGCGGCGGGGCGGGCCACGAGCCGAGCUUCUCGGCGCUCGUCGGCCCAGGACUCCUGUCCGCCGCCGUAUCGGGGACCAUCUUCGCAUCGCCUAGCGCGGAGCAGGUCCGACGCGCCAUCCUCUCCAGGGUGGACACUGACGCGGGCGUCCUGGUCACCGUCAUGAACUACACGGGCGACGUGCUCAACUUCGGCAUGGCCGUGGAGAAGGCCAAGGCCGUUGGGAUCAAGGCUGAGAUGGUGGUCGUCGGGGACGACGUCGGCGUCGGCCGGGAGAAGGGCGGCAAGGUCGGCAGGAGAGGUAUCGCCGGCACGGUCCUGGUGCAGAAGAUUGCCGGAGCCCUGGCCGCGCAGGGUGCUAGUCUGGAGGAUGUGGCCAAGGUCGCCAGGCUCGCGGCGAGUAACCUUGUCAGUGUGGGCGCGAGUCUCGAACAUGUCCAUGUUCCCGGGCGAGCUCCGCCGGACCCCGGCUCCAAGGAGAGCCUCGGGGCCAAGGAGGUGGAGAUCGGCAUGGGCAUCCAUAACGAGCCGGGGUCUGGAAGAGGGGAGGUCGAGCUGCCGGAGCUCGUUGGUCGGAUGCUCUCUCAGCUACUCGACCAGAACGACAAGGACCGAGCCUUCCUGAACGUCAACUCGAACGAGGUAGUUCUUCUGGUGAACAACUUGGGUGGUGUCAGUGUCUUGGAGCUAGGAGGUAUCACGGCAGAGGUGGUCAAGCAGCUCGACAAACAGGGCAUCCGCCCCGUCCGAGUGCUGAGCGGUACAUAUAUGACCAGUCUGAACGGUCUGGGCUUCAGCAUCUCACUUCUGAACGUGGUCAACACAAAUAUCGGCGGGCCAAGCAUGAUUCAGCUCCUGGACGCCGCUGCCGAGGCGCCCGGCUGGGCUGCUCCCAUUCGCAAGGAGACGUGGGAAGCCAAGAACCAGGCGACUCGAGAAGGGGCGACAGCUUCCGACCAAGAUGCCAAGCCUAGCGAUCUGAAAUACGACGCCGCGAAAGCCAAAGAAGCGCUGGUCGCUGGCUUGGAGGCAGUGAUAGCCGCCGAGCCAGAUGUGACCCGGUACGAUACCGUGGUGGGAGACGGCGACUGUGGCAUCGGCCUGAAGAGAGGUGCCGAAGGCAUCUUGAGGCAUCUGUCCAACAAGCCUUUGACGGGCGACGCAGUCGUGGAUCUCGCCAAGAUCGUGUCCGUCGUCGAGACCGAAAUGGACGGCACGUCGGGCGCGCUAUACGCCAUCUUCCUCAACUCACUCGUGCACUCGUUGAGAACACAAGCCCCCGGCGAGGCCUCGCCCGACGUCUGGGCCGGUGCGCUGAAGCAGAGCUGUGACGCCCUGUCGAAAUACACACCCGCCCGGCCUGGUGAUCGAACGGUUGUCGAUGCCUUGUAUCCGUUUGUCGAGACGUUGAAGGAGACGGCCGAUCUGAAGAAGGCGGCCGAGGCGGCGAAGAAGGCAGCCGAGGGCACGAAGGGUAUGAGGGCGAGUCUGGGCCGCACCGUCUACGUGGGUGGCACAGGUUAUGAGAAGGUCCCUGACCCCGGUGCCUGGGGCUUGGCCUGCUUCUUCCUCGGCCUUGCCGGUUUGGAGCCGAUUGCUGAGAAUGCCGCCGACGGCAAAGAUGCGACCUACGAAGAUUGGGAGAAUAUCUAA
Truncatella angustata is the source of this 1812-nucleotide messenger RNA. RefSeq names its product Dak1 domain-containing protein. The transcript has 2 exons. Gene Ontology annotation, biological process: glycerol catabolic process. Bases 1 to 1812 code for a protein of 603 amino acids. Gene Ontology annotation, cellular component: cytosol. The record is from RefSeq and is a predicted model, not a curated record. NCBI's taxonomy places the organism in Eukaryota, Fungi, Ascomycota, Sordariomycetes, Amphisphaeriales, Sporocadaceae. Gene Ontology annotation, molecular function: glycerone kinase activity; ATP binding.